AUGCAUCAUCUGAAUCCGUUUUUAUGGAUAACAAUAUGCAUUGUUGUAAGUAAUGGUCUUCUCGAUGAGAAUUCUGAUCCAGAUUCUCGAGAUCUCUCAUCUUCUGGAUAUGAUCAAAACCUAAAAGCCGACUUUUCCAACUCUCUAAAUUUCACCGAAUAUCUUCGUAAUCCGAGAAACGCCAAAGACAAGUCAUCAGAAUAUCUCAAUCACAUCACUUCCAUCGCCCACAUCACCAAUGGAAUCGCUCUCCAGAAUGGGUUGAUGAAUGGAAAUGUUCAAAUCGAUAGUGUCAUUGAAGAACUUCUCAACCUUGGCACCGUCAAAUUAUCCUCCGUCCUCCAAUUCAAACCGGAUAAGAUAAAGAAUUUUGGAUCCAAGUUAAAGAUUGUUCCCGGUAAAUUUGACAACUCGGCGGCUGAACUGGAGAAACAGGCAUUAAGAUGGAAUAAGUGGUACAAUAAAUACUUGUCUGUCAAGGAUGUCACGUUCGAUAAGAUCCCGAGAAGUUCGGAGUACUUUGUUGGUGCAAAAACCAUAAAUUCUUCGAAAAGUUUGGAGAAUUUCAAGAUGCUAAAGGAAAGUGUGAAUGGGAUAGCACAGGAUAUUACUCUUGCUGAGACCAGAAUAAAAGAAAAGCUAGAGGGAUCCGCAAUAGCAUUGCUUGCGGCAACGUUCACAGGUCUCCAUGAAAAAGCCGAAAAAUUUUUCAAUUCCUAUAAUUCGCUCAAAAAAGAAAUUGAAGAAAAACUGGCAAAUAGUCUAUUGAUAGAAGGUCACGUGAUAUUCGAACCAUUGGAAUCGAUGCUCGAAGUGAUGAAAGGUCGGAAAGUGAUUGUACAGAGUACUGAUGCAUUGAUUACAACCAUAAAAAGCAAUGUCGAGAUAGCUGUUGGACUGGCUAAGGAUUCGACUGCAGCUGAUACUGAUAUCUCUUUAAUCACUGAAUUGAUGAAGAGCCAAAAUGGGAUAAAAUCCAACCAACAUACAAUAGGAUUUCCAAAUGGUGCCUCUGAUAUGAAACAAUUGGAGAAGGAUGCUGUUGACUCAUGGAUUGCGAAGAUUCUGAAUUUAGAUGUGACCCGAUUGAGUGCUCUAUCCGAUAGUCUGAAGCCUCUAUUCCAUAUUAAUGAGAAAUUGGAUGGACUGGAUGGGAAGGUGAAGUCGAUUGCAUCCGAUAAGUCAUAUGAGUCACUGCUAAAACUUCAAGAGAUCCAAAAAGAUCUCGUUGUGGUAUCUGAUGAUUCAGCCAAUUCCGUCGGUGUACUGAAGGAAUACGAUGAAUGCAUUACAACAGCAAAAUCAGCCAGCGACACAACAGUAAGUGAUGAUUUCAUCUCAAAUGUCCACGAAUUAACAAAAGGAUUAAUGGAUAUUGAGAAGUUAGUUAACGACUUAAAGGAUGAUACAUUGAAACAGGAAGUCGAUGAAUAUUUGAAGUCUCUUGGUUUCACGAACAUCGUCGAUGAACCUACAGUCAGAAGUCAACUACCACAGGCCGUUGAAAGAUAUAAUGGAGGUAAUAACCUCGAGAAAAUCAAGAAACACGUCACUGAUCUACAAUCCAAACUUGCUGUUGUUAAUGGUGCCGACCUUCAAUCAAAACUAUCAAGUGUCGUAGCAGCAAAUGGAAAAAUCACUGAUCAAAAUUUCAAAGAUGAAAUAGGUACACUUGGAAAAAUACACGAUUGUCUGCAAAAGCACCUCGCUAAUUCCGAUAAGUCUUCCAAGGCAAUUCAAGCCAUCCAGAACUUGAAAGGUAUUGACACAAAAAGUAUCGAUGACGUGGAAUCUCUGGCGACAACAAUUUCUGAAAUCUCGAAAGGUCUCUCUGGUAUUCAAUCGAUUCGAGAUGUCAUGAAGAAAGAUGUGAAGGAGGUGACAAAAGAAAUCAAUAAGUUGGAUGAUUCGACGACUAAAUCAGAAGUAAUCGGACAGUCAAUGGUCUCACUCAAGUAUGCACUUGGAUUGGUAGAGCUGGAAACGGAGAUUGGUCUUCUCAAAGGUCUUGGGGACGCUGUCGAAGCAGAGAUUCGGAAAUUAGUGGUUUUCAAGGAGAAGAUGGGAAUCCAGAAACAAUGGGGUGAUCAUAAGAAGGAUAUUGAUGAUCUGGAAAAGUCGUUGGCCGGAAUCAAGUCAUUCGAUCGGAAACUUAAUGUAUCAAUGAAUGGAACACUGGUAGAAUACAGUACUCCGCUGACCCAACUGACCAGUUUCAAUGAUGUCAAAGUGGAUUUCAAAGGGAAGUCGAAGGCUCUGGAAGCUCUGAUCACUCAACCGAAAAUCGAUCCGAAUCUCAAAUCGGAGCUGGAAAAAGCUCAGAAGACACUCGAUAAGUUAUCGAAUCUUGAUCUUGAGUUCUCCAGCCACUCGGUUCAAUACACAAGUGCUCCGAGUGCUUUCCUAGCUCUUCAGGAUUUCUUGACCAAGUUCUUGUCCAUUGACCAUAACAUAACAGUUAUCGAGGAGAAGGCAGCAGCAUUCCCAUGGACCAUCGUUGCUGGAGUAGCACUCUCUUUGAUCAUCUUAUUCUUCACUGGAAUGACUGCUUCGUUCUUUUGGGAGCGACACAAAAGUCGACGUGGAUACAUGAAGGCGAGACUGAAUGCGUGGCGUGAGAAGGGAGCGUCGAGUGAUGAGCUGAUGUUGUGGGUACGUGGGAGACGGUAUAAAAGUUCAAAGAAGUGGUCCGAAGUUCACAAUGGGACAGAAACGAUUGUGAGACAUAAGGAGAGACAGUGUGAGAAGGUGAAGAUUCCGAAGAAGUUUAAGAAAGUUAGCAGAAGCCCCGGUGUGAUCCGCUGCAAUCCGGCUACCGCAGUCUCCUACAAAUACGGUAUCUUCCCAUGGACUAGACUAACAAUCCACGCAAAUUGGAUCGUCACAGCCGAUGGAAAAGAGUUCAUUGCGACGCAGGCACCUGUGAAAAAUGAAGAUGGAUUGAGGAAUACAGAUGUAGACUUUUGGAGAAUGGUGAUCAUGUCCAAAUCGGAUACAAUCGUCAUGCUGUGUAAAAAGAUGGAAAUGUUUGAAGGGAAAGAAUUCCGAGUGUGUGGAGAGUACUUUAGUGAGGAAGAGGCAACACAAAUACAGUGUGGACCCUAUACGAUCGCUACACUUUGUGUAAUGCCACUGGCUAACGAUGUGAUCAAGAGAACCCUUAGUGUUACCUAUAAGAAUUUCACAAAAGAGAUCACCCACUAUCAAUUCGUCAACUGGUCCUUGUCAAGUCAUCCGCCAGACCAUGCCAAUGUUCUUGAAUUGAUGAAAGAAGUUUAUAAAAGUAAUAAACCGAUCGUUGUCCACUGCACUGAUGGUGCCGCCCGAACCAUGGACUUUAUCGCUCUCCGUUACAUUUAUGAAGAAGUUAUUCGUGAUGCCACCAUUGUUUUCGGUGACUGCUGCCUUAAACUCCGUGAUUGUCGCUGGUACAGCUUCCAAAAUGCCAUUCAAUCCCAAUGGGUUGAAGCGGGUGUCGUUCGUCAGAUUAAGAUGGCUCCACAUCAGGAGGAGAUUGAUGAGAUCUACCAGAAAUUGCUUAAUUACCUUAAUCGUGAGAAAUAG
Molecule: messenger RNA, 3564 nt
Organism: Caenorhabditis remanei
Lineage: Eukaryota; Metazoa; Nematoda; Chromadorea; Rhabditida; Rhabditidae
Exons: 8
Coding region: 1-3564 (1187 amino acids)
Biological process (GO): protein dephosphorylation
Molecular function (GO): protein tyrosine phosphatase activity
Source: RefSeq, a predicted model, not a curated record